Messenger RNA from Nymphaea colorata (pocket water lily), 6733 nucleotides. Its product is annotated as THO complex subunit 2. NCBI's taxonomy places the organism in Eukaryota, Viridiplantae, Streptophyta, Magnoliopsida, Nymphaeales, Nymphaeaceae. Gene Ontology annotation, molecular function: mRNA binding. The record is from RefSeq and is a predicted model, not a curated record. The transcript is spliced from 32 exons. The coding region runs from base 355 to 6030 and encodes 1891 amino acids. Gene Ontology annotation, cellular component: THO complex part of transcription export complex. Gene Ontology annotation, biological process: mRNA processing; mRNA export from nucleus.
UAGAUGGUAUUUGCGUAAUUCCUCGAUUAACCAAGUCGAUUUGCAAUCCCAAUCUUUGCCUCAACUAGGACGGUGUCAUUUCCCCCCAGGGCGCUUCCUCUUUCCCGCUCCAGACCGAACCGCGGCAAUCUAACGCUUCUCUUCCGGCGGGGACCGGAAUCCGAUCACUGCAAUCUCCGUUUGGUCUAAAAUUUCUGAGGCAGCGGACGCUUGGGUUUCGUCUCGUUGCUUCCUCUAGAGGGAAUCCGGCUUCCUCGGUUUCUUCGUUUCCUCUGCUUUUCUUCUUUCUCCCCAUUUUUGAUACUUGCUCAUGAGGGGCUAGGGUUUUGAACGCCUCAAGGUUUUCUUUGUGUCAUGGGAAUGUCUUCACUCUCUGUCGAGUGCAAAUUCGUAACCGAGGACUGCAUACGCGAGUGGAAGGUGGGCAGUAAUGGGUUCCGAUUGGCGGGCCCCGUCCCCGCCACCAGGUUCAUCUACGAGCUCUGCUGGGCCAUGGUCCGCGGGGACUUGCCGAUGCAGAGGUGUAAGCCGGUUCUUGACUCGGUCGAGUUUUUGGAGAAGACAUCGAAAGAGGAAGUGGGCUCUAUUUUUGCAGAUAUCGUAGCCCACAUGGGCCAAGAUCUUACAAUGCUGGGAGAGUACCGUGUUCGACUUGUCAAGAUGGCAAAAUGGCUGGUGGAAUCGGCUACUGUUCCUUUAAGACUUUUCCAAGAACGCUGUGAGGAAGAAUUCUUGUGGGAGUCUGAAAUGAUUAAGAUCAAGGCACAGGAUCUCAAGUCUAAAGAGGUUAGGGUAAAUACUCGUCUUCUUUAUCAGCAAACAAAGUUCAACCUUCUUAGGGAAGAAAGUGAAGGAUAUGCCAAGCUGGUUACUCUUCUGUCUCAGGUUGACCCCAAAGCUUGUACACAGAAUACAUCUAAUACAGUGAUCAGCAUUAUCAAGUCACUGAUUGGACAUUUUGAUCUGGAUCCAAAUCGUGUGUUUGAUAUAGUAUUAGAGUGUUUCGAGCUUCAACCAGACAAUGAUAUUUUCUUUCAUCUAAUACCUAUUUUUCCCAAGUCGCAUGCUUCUCAAAUCCUGGGGUUUAAAUUCCAAUACUAUCAGCGGAUGGAAGUUGGUCAUAAUGUGCCUCAUGGACUUUACAGGCUGACUGCGUUGCUGGUCAAGUCCAAUUUUAUUGAUCUUGAUAGCAUAUAUGCUCAUUUGUUGCCAAAGGACGAGGAAGCAUUUGAGCUUUAUGAGGCCUUCUCAGCAAAAAGGUUUGAAGAGGCAAAUAAAAUUGGAAAAAUUAAUCUUGCUGCCAUUGGAAAGGACUUGAUGGAAGAUGAGAAACAAGGGGACGUGUCAAUAGACCUUUAUUCUGCCCUUGAUAUGGAAAAUGAAUCUGUUGAAGAGCGUUCUUCUGAGCUUGUGAAAAACCAGAGCCUGGGUCUGCUUAACGGGUUUCUUUCGGUGGAUGAUUGGUAUCAUGCAAAAAUACUCUUCGAUCGUCUUGCUGCUAUCAAUCCUGUUGCUCAUCCCCAGAUUUGUGAUGGCUUACUCAGAACUAUUGAGAAGUCUAUCUCUUCUGCUUAUGAUCUCAUCCGCCAAGCACAUCUUCAAAGCCUUGGGCAACCAUGUGCUGCUGUUACUGAUACAAAGGAAACAUCUACUUUCUCCAUGCAUAAGAAUUUUUGUCUUGAAUUUCCAAGAGAAGUCUUUCAGAUGCUUUAUUGUGUGGGACCGUAUCUCUACCGGGACACUUUACUUCUGCAGAAGGUGUGUAGAGUUUUGAGAAGAUAUUAUCAGUCUGCCCAGGAACUUCACGAUAUUAGUGCUGGAGGGGCUAUGGAGAUCAAUGGUGGUGAACGUGACCCUCGCUUGCAGCUAAAAGAAGCUGGACUGAGGGUUGAGGAGUCACUGGGGACAUGCUUGCUUCCUUCUUUGCAGUUAAUACCCGCAAAUCCUGCUGUUGGACAAGAAAUUUGGGAACUGAUGAGUCUUCUUCCUUAUGAGGUCCGCUACCGUUUAUAUGGAGAGUGGGAAAGAGAUGAUGAAAAAAAUCCUAUGGUUUUUGCAGCAAGGCAAACUGCAAAGCUGGACACCCGGAGGAUCUUGAAACGACUUGCAAAGGAAAACCUAAAGCAGCUUGGUCGUAUGGUUGCCAAGCUAGCUCAUGCUAAUCCAAUGACUGUACUUCGGACGAUUGUUCAUCAGAUUGAAGCCUACAGAGAUAUGAUUGCACCUGUCGUCGAUGCUUUCAAGUAUUUAACACAGCUCGAAUAUGAUAUGUUGGAAUAUGUUGUCAUUGAACGUUUGGCACAAGGGGGGCGUGAGAAGAUAAAGGACGAUGGGCUUAAUUUGUCAGAUUGGCUUCAAUCACUAGCAUCAUUUUGGGGUCAUCUAUGUAAGAAAUAUCCCUCAAUGGAAUUGCGAGGACUUUUUCAGUAUCUUGUCAAUCAAUUAAAGAAAGGCAAUGGCAUUGAGCUUAUCCUCUUGCAGGAAUUGAUUCAACAAAUGGCAAAUGUGCAAUAUACGGAAAACAUGACUGAGGAGCAAUUAGAUGCUAUGGGUGGAGGUGAAACUCUUCGAUUUCAGGCUACUUCCUUUGGCAUCACACGGAACAACAAGGUGUUGACUCGUUCAACAAACAGGCUAAGAGAUGCCUUAUUGCCCAAGGAUGAGCCGAAGUUGGCAAUCCCUCUUUUAUUGCUCAUAGCGCAACAUCGAUCCAUGGUUGUUAUUAAUGCAGAUGCACAGUACAUUAAGAUGCUUAGUGAGCAGUUUGAUAGAUGCCAUGGGUCACUUCUCCAGUAUGUAGAGUUUCUUUCAAGUGCUGUAACACCAAGUACAGCUUAUGCUCAGCUGAUUCCCACAUUAGAUGAUCUUGUUCAUAAAUAUCACUUGGACCCUGAGGUCGCUUUUUUGAUAUACCGGCCUGUGAUGAGGCUCUUCAAGUAUUGGAGGGGUUCCGACAUCUUUUGGCCUUGUGAUGUCAUCAAAGAAACAAUUUCAGACAAGGAUUCAGAAGUAUCUGCAACUUCUGAUGACAUGGUGCUGGAUCUUGGAUCAUCUCACAAGUGUCUAACCAGGUGGACUGACUUGCUCAAUACCGUUCGAUCUAUGUUGCCUGUAAAAGCAUGGAAUAGCUUGUCACCAGAUUUAUAUGUGACCUUCUGGGGUCUUACACUUUAUGAUCUGUAUGUUCCGAAGCAUCGUUAUGAGUCUGAGAUUGCCAAGCAGCAUGCUUCUUUGAAGGCUCUUGAGGAACUUGCUGACAAUUCAAGUUCAGCUAUCACAAAGAGAAAGAAAGAAAAGGAACGAGUCCAAGAGAUAUUAGAUAGAUUGACUAAUGAAUACCGUAAGCAUGAGGAACAUGUAGCAUCUGUGCAUAGGCGACUCUCCCAUGAGAAGGAUAUAUGGCUUACUUCAUGUCCUGAUACUUUGAAGAUUAACAUGGAGUUUCUUCAGCGCUGUAUAUUCCCUCGUUGUACUUUCAGCAUGCCUGAUGCUGUCUACUGCGCCUUCUUUGUGCGUGAGCUGCACUCUCUUGGUACCCCAUUCUUUAACACUGUUAAUCACAUUGAUGUUCUCAUAUGCAAAACACUGCAACCAAUGAUCUGUUGCUGCACUGAGUAUGAGGCCGGCAGGUUGGGUAGAUUUUUGUACGAAACACUAAAGAUGGCCUAUUAUUGGAAGAGCAGUGACAUCAUUUAUGAAAGGGAGUGUGGAAAUAUGCCAGGUUUUGCUGUCUAUUACAGAGAUCCAAAUAGUCAGCGUGUCACAUAUAGCCAAUUUAUUCGGGUACAUUGGAAGUGGAGUGGAAGAAUCACACGGCUUCUCAUCCAGUGCUUGGAGUCAACUGAAUAUAUGGAGAUCCGUAAUGCUUUGAUAAUUUUGACAAAAAUAUCAAGUGUAUUCCCUGUUACAAAAAAAAGUGGAAUCAAUCUUGAAAAGCGGGUGGCAAAAAUUAAAGGGGAUGAACGGGAAGACCUCAAGGUCUUGGCUACAGGUGUAGCUGCAGCUUUGGCUGCAAGAAAGACCUCGUGGGUUUCAGAAGAAGAAUUUGGGAUGGGAUUUGUUGAUCUGAAGCCUGCAGCAUCACCAGCUAAACAUUUGGUUACCAAUGCAUUACCUGCUGGGAGCACAUCUGUCCUUUUAAGCUCUCAGAAUGAAACUGCUGGGGCCAGAAAUAUUUCCUCUGCAUCUCAAGCCCCUGAUAUAUCAAAUCCUUCCAAGGAGCAGGUGCUACUUCUGAAACCUGUGGAUGGCAAGCUUGAAAGGUCUGAAAGUGUCACACUGGCAAAGCAUGACGUUGCACAAAUUAAAACAAGAAGCAACGCUUUGAUGGGGAACACAAGUAAUGUGGAUCCUCGAGUUACUGCUUCGUCUACUGCUUCACAAACUACAGCACACAAAGCAUCUAGUUUGCUGAAGAAUUCAGAAGAUAUUGCUAAAGGCCCCAUGUUGGACGAAUCUACGGGAAAAGUCUUAUCAAAAGCUCCUGUGGAGUUUGAGUCGAGAUCUCAGAUGAAGCGUAUGGCUCAAGGUGUCACAAAGCAGGCAAAGCAAGACUCAGUGAAAGAUGAUACAAAAUCUGGAAGAUCUGCCAGUCGGGUGGCCACUCCAUUGUCUUCAGCUGGUGAAAGGGAGCCCUCAGGUUUCACAUCAGAGGUUAUACAGGGUGGGGCGAUUCAUGCAUCUGUAGCAGCUGCUACUAAUGGUGGCAAUAUCCCUGGAACUAUAGCUACUAAAACUUCAACUAUAUCAAGUAGAACGAGUUCAGAUAUACAUGCUAAUAUUCCAGCUGUAAUCAGAUCUACAGAACUGAGAAAUUCAGUUGGAAGUGAGGUUAAUGAAGCUGACAUUCAUGACCCGUCAAGGUCUUCUACCAGAUCCUCAGUUUCCCCACUUCGUUAUGAGAGUGGUUCUGCUACAAGAAAUGUAGAUAAGCAACAGAGACGACCUACUUCUGUAGAAGAAGCUGAAAGGUUGAAUAAACGAAGAAAGGGAGAGAGUGAAGUGAAGGAUGGAGAGAACCUGGAUGUUCGACACUCUGACAGGGAAAGAUCUGUGGACCAGAGAUUAGCUGACAAACUACACACUGGAGACCAUGAAAAAAUAAGUAAUGAUGAGCACAAUGCAAAUAGAGCGAUGGAGAAACUUAUUGAUAGACCAAAAGAGAAAGUUAAUGAUAGAUUAGAUAGAGACCACCGUGAACGCCCUGAUAAAUCUCGUGGUGAUUCUAAGGACAGAUCUACUGAAAGGUAUGGACGGGAAAAGUCAGUUGAUAGAAUACAGGAGAGAGGAGCUGAAAGAAGUGUUGAUCGCACGUUUGACAAAAUUAAAGAUGAGCACAGCAAAGAUGAUCGCAAUAAACUACGGUAUGUGGAAACAUCUGCUGAAAAAUCUCAUGCUGAAGAUCGUUAUCAUGGGCAAAGCUUGCCACCACCCCCACCACUACCUCCAAAUGUUGUUCCACAGUCAGUUUCCAUUAGUAGAAGGGAGGAGGAGUCUGACAGGAGGGCUGGAAAUGCUAGAUACAUGCAGAGGCUGUCCCCAAGACAUGAAGACAAAGAAAGGAGACGUUCAGAGGAGAACUUGAUUGCUUCAUUGGAUGAUGCUAAGCGCAGAAGGGAGGAGGAUAUGAAAGAGCGGAAGCGUGACGACCGAGACAUUCUCUCAGUAAAGGCGGAGGACAGAGAGAGGGACAAAGGCAGCAUGAUGAAAGAGGAUAUUGAUGCUGCAGUGGCUUCGAAAAGGCGUCGGCUCAAAAGAGAACACCUUCCUUCAGAGGCUGGUGGUGAUUAUUUACUGGCUACUGCUCCUCCACUUGCAUCAGGGAUGUCACAAUCAUAUGACAGUAGAAAUGACCGCAAGGGAGCCAUAUUGCAACGGGCACCAUACGGCCUCGAGGAUCAGAUGCCAAGGAUGCACACUAAAGAAGCUGCAGGCAAGGUUGGCCGGCGUGACAAUGAACCAACAUAUGAUCGUGACUGGGAGGAUGAGAAACGGCAGAGAGCUGAACCAAAACGUAGGCAUCGAAAAUAAUGUCUACCGGUGGGUGAUGUUUUUCCAGAUUUGCUGAAACUAUUUGUACUACAGAAACCAACACUUGGCAGAUGCAAAGCUCAUGUCCUUGUGGUUAUUAUGUCAGUUGCCUGUCGUCCCUCUUGGUGAAGAUCAAUCAGAAGAAGCUCUAAUCCCGACAAGCCCCAAAUGGGCAGAUCGAGCACACUAUCUGAUGUCAUCGGGCAGCAUGGACUUCUGACUUGAUCAAAAUUAAUCAUCGAGCAGGACGAAGUUUUGAAUGGAUCAAAAUUUUGAUGUACUUUGUGAUGCUAAAUUUACGAGGUCUGGUGCUUUGCCAGCCAACUGGGUUUUUUUCUCAUUAUUGUAUAUAUCAUUGUGCCCUUAGGGCUAGCGGCAGCAUGGAUGCAUGAUUGCUAAUGUCUGCCUCUUGAAAGCUUUCUGCCUGGUGGUGGCUGCCAAGAGUCUCUAGUCCUAUUUUCCAUCCGGGUGGGGACGCAUGCCCGUUCUUAUUGUACCCUAUGCUCCUGUUCCGUCUCACGACUGACCUCAUCCGUCUCCCUUUUCUUAGAUUGAGUAUUCUUUUUGUAACUUGCAUGCCUGUGAUGGCCGGCAUUCUAUUCGGUGGUUAUAAAUUGUUGAUGAUCGGGAAAGGUGCGGGGUCCUCAACCGAACUACACUGUUACAUGACUAGAUAAAUCAGUUGCAUAAAGGUUUCGCUCUC